Messenger RNA from Gracilinanus agilis (Agile Gracile Mouse Opossum), 714 nucleotides. Its product is annotated as peroxynitrite isomerase THAP4-like. NCBI's taxonomy places the organism in Eukaryota, Metazoa, Chordata, Mammalia, Didelphimorphia, Didelphidae. The annotation marks the transcript as partial. The transcript has 2 exons. The record is from RefSeq and is a predicted model, not a curated record.
AAUCAGCCUUGCUGCCCCGUGAACGAGGUUCUUUUUGCCACUUUUCCUGGUGGGAUCUGGGUCCUGGCCGUAGUCUCCCGCCUGCUCCGGGCUCGCAGGCCUUCCACGUCGAGGUUCCCUCUGAAGGAUUCCAAGCGGCUGCUGCAGUGGCUGGAGGCGGUCCAGCGGGAUAACUGGACGCCCACCAAGUACUCCUUCCUGUGCAGUGAGCACUUCACCAAGGACAGCUUCUCCAAGAGGCUGGAGGACCAGCACCGCCUGCUCAAGCCCACGGCCGUGCCGUCCAUCUUCCCCUGGCCGGAGAAGAAGCAGAGCGGCCGCGGCCAUGGCCGAGGCCGCCGGAGGGAAGCGAGCCGGCCCCCCGGGGAUGUGAGCGAAGCCCCGAAGGACGAAGCCGGCUCCCCGCCGUCCUGCCCUGAGGAAGCGCUCGGGCCCAUGGAGCGAGCGAGCGUCCCCGCGGAAGCCGCCGGCUCUCCGGAGGGGGCUCCGGGGAGGACUCCCGAGGGCCGGCCCGACGAGCGGAGCGGCGUGUCGGUGGAGGACUUCAGCCCCCCGGGCUCGGGCGCCUGCAAGUUCAUCGGCUCGCUGCACUCGUACAGCUUCUCGUCCCGGCACACGCGCGAGAGGCCCUCCCUGCCCCGGGAGCCGCCGGACAGGAAGCGGCCCAGGCGGGACGGCAGCGCCGGGGCCGGGCCCUGCUCCUCCCUGCCCGCC